AGCUGCUAUUUUGGAUAGGUGGUGCGGUAACACAUCGCAGUCUAUCGAAGAGUCGCAAAGAUACCUCUUACAGCGGGUACCUCAAGCAUUUGCCGGAAGCAAGCAUGAGCUAACAUCCAAAAAUAUCUUCAGCCUCAAUGAGUGGUAGAGUAAGUCUCAGAUGAUUAUCUUGAUGAUGACAGGAUUGAUGGGUGUUGACCUGGACGUUAUGCGCUCGCUGAAUGCCUCGCCGGAAUGAACGUAGCGCCCAUUUCUCCACACAGCCCGGGUUCACAAUCCAUCUCCCCACUCGACACACAGCUAUGAUGACGUACCUUCAAGUAAAGAAAUCCCGAACAUACAUCCUUCUUGGCCUACAAUCUUGGUCUCCACUUAUUGCCGUCGAUCCCGAAACGGAUCGGCAAAGGCGCAUGUCGCACCCGGAUUUCAGCAGUCACGACAACAGAGGGGAGCCGAGGCACAGACCACUUGCAAACUUCACCUCAACACCAUACCGUCAUGACCGGCAAAAAAGGCCGCUUUUGAUAGAGAGAAUAAGGUUUCUCCGGACUGCACGCCCCUUCUUAUUACACGAUGUCACAAAGCUCUUGAAAUUUGACCGUAAGAGUGGUUGCCAGACUGUCUCUUCGAUACCACCCUGGCUGCAGAAGCCAUCAACAACGUUGCACAGGAAUGAGAAGUAUAUUCAGAUGUUCUCAGAGACUAGAUUGGGAGAAGACGCUUGCUAUGCAUCGAGUCAGCAUUACGGUAGAGGUCACUCCAUCUGCUAUACGUGUAGCGUCAUCAUCCUGCAAGGGGAAUCCACUGCAUUAGUUUUGGAAUGCAAAUACGAAUUCUGUGGUGUGAGCGCCUACUUGCGGACAAUUCUUCGGGCGUCGAGCAAUGCCAAUAACCUGAUCGCUCGGGACAAAAAGAGACCAGAGUUUAGAACUUUAUGCUAGGUCAUUUGAAUCUUGCAGAAUGCUCUACACUUCGUCCCGGUGUGGAUUUAGUACCACAAGACGUGAAGGCAGUAAGAGCUUGGGAGAUCUUCAAGACGAUGUUAUCGACCUACGUUAAUGUAUAUUACCAAGAUCGACACUCUGGCAGCGAUCUAUUGAUAUUGACGGGUCAGCUGAUGUGAGGAAGAUCCAGUGAAAUGCGAGAAAUCUUGCUCUGCAGUGGUUAUGCACAUCAUCUCAAAUCCAUUCACUAUUCGCAGGCACCAGGGCAGAUCAGGCGCGCCGUGAUUUACCGGUAAACAAGCAAGAUAUCCCCAAUCUCUCUUUGGUGGAUCCAAACAAACACGCGACCGAUUCGUGUUACGUUGUGGAGUGAA
Boeremia exigua is the source of this 1318-nucleotide messenger RNA. RefSeq lists its product as uncharacterized. NCBI's taxonomy places the organism in Eukaryota, Fungi, Ascomycota, Dothideomycetes, Pleosporales, Didymellaceae. The transcript has 2 exons. The coding region runs from base 222 to 941 and encodes 239 amino acids. The record is from RefSeq and is a predicted model, not a curated record.